AAUAAAACAAAGCGAAAUCCUCUGUCGGCCUUCUCUCUGCUUCCUCAAGUCAGUUUAGUUUUUGUUACUGUGAAUUUGUCUCUACAAGGCGAUGAUCGGCGCUCGUAUCGGAGAUUCAUCACAAGAUACACUGGAAUUAGUGGAUGUGAAUAUAGCAGCUGAUGGUAGUACUAGUGAUGUAUCAUGUGAAGAAAGGGGUGUUGAAGAACCUUGUGUGGGUAUGGAGUUUGAAUCUGAGGAUGCUGCUAAGAAAUUCUAUGAUGAAUAUGCACGACAUACAGGAUUCAAAAUGCGUAUCGAUCAGUGUCGUCGUUCAGAAGUUGAUAAAAAAAUUAUAUCUCGCAGACUUUCUUGUAAUAAAGAAGGUUAUUAUACAAAAUCCAAGAACCAAUUUGGGCAUAUAAGGAAACAACAUACGAGUUCAAGACAAGGUUGCAAUGCAAUGAUGCUUGUGAGAGUAAAUAAAUUUGGGAAAUGGGUUGUGACAAAAUUCGAAAAAGACCAUACUCAUCCAUUAGUUUUGUCGACUUGUCUUUCUGUCAACGAAGGGGAUUGUAAAGAAAGGAGAAUCCAAGGAUUGACUGCAGAGUUGAAGCAUCAAGAUGGAUUAAUUAAGUUUUACAGGGAGCAUCUAUGCAUGCUUUUAGGAGAAAUUGAGCAGCAGACAGAAGUUUUGUCAACAAAAAUCCAAGUUGCUGUUAAUAACGUGAGAGAGAUAGAAACAAAAGAGCAGAAACAGUAGAAGUAGCUACAGUUGAACCAUAUAAAUAGGAACAAAAACAUGUAGAUGUACAAAAUAGAAGUUCAAAUUCUACACAAAACCGAGGAUGUUGAAGAUGAUGAUACUGCUUUUAGAAGUAAUGAUCUUUGAUGAUUGAUGCUGAUGUCAAAUUUUGCCAAAGGAAGGGGAUGCAUACAAAAAAUUGUUUGGAUUUUGAGGUUAAUAAGAAAAAUACGAGAAAUGAAGAAAGGUAGUAUACUGUAUAUGUACUCCUUGCAUAUGGAACUUGUAUUAGUUAGUUAGAUCAAGAAACCAUUCAUGGACUUGUUGCAAUUUCAUGGAAAAAUUAUACUACAUCAUUUUAUAUGUUUAACAAUC
This is a messenger RNA of Lactuca sativa (garden lettuce), 1099 nucleotides long. RefSeq names its product protein FAR-RED ELONGATED HYPOCOTYL 3. NCBI's taxonomy places the organism in Eukaryota, Viridiplantae, Streptophyta, Magnoliopsida, Asterales, Asteraceae. The record is from RefSeq and is a predicted model, not a curated record.